This is a messenger RNA of Lasiosphaeria miniovina, 1279 nucleotides long. RefSeq lists its product as uncharacterized. The transcript has a single exon. The record is from RefSeq and is a predicted model, not a curated record. Lineage: Eukaryota; Fungi; Ascomycota; Sordariomycetes; Sordariales; Lasiosphaeriaceae. The coding region runs from base 304 to 1068 and encodes 254 amino acids.
AUCGCUCUCAAGCGAGACCGUCUUCGCGCAGAGUAUUACGACGCCUGCAAUCGCCUCGAAGACGAGCUCUUGACACAAUGCGCCAAUAUUUACCAGGAAGCAAGCCGCGACGCACAACGCUUCGUGGCCAAGUACUUUCUAGACGACAGAGGCCGACCGGAUAGGUCCAAGAUGAAAGACCCGCUAUCCUUCGAGGCAAUUCAAUCGUGAACCCACCAAGAGCUGGCCGAUGUAGUCAAGGCCGUGCCCGGGUUGACCAUUCACGCUUCAUGGUCGAGGACGAUUGUGGGAUGGGACACCGACAUGGAGCGAGGCAUUGAAGCCGGGUUUGCAAGGCUCGAGGUCUUCUUUGAUGGCGACAAAAAGGACAAGAUCCACAGUGCCCAGGCAAAUGUCGACCCGAGUUUGUUUCUCAAGAAGCGCCUCGAUAUCGACGUGAACGGCGUCGCCACCGUAGCCACUGUAGCCACCUCAAAGACAUCAGCCUCAACCACACUCAUCUGGUGGGAGCUGAGCCCCAAAAACACGACGCUGGUGCACGAUAUCAUGUCGAAGGCGCCGGGCAUUUUCAUGAGGAAAAUGCCCCACCUUACAGUUAUCGGGUGGGAUCGCGCCGCCGUGGAUGCCGAGAUGGCGCGGCACGAGGAAGUUGUGCAGCGCGAAGAGGAGCAGUUAGGAAAAGAAGAAAAAGAGAGGCAAGACGAAGACGAGGCCGAAAAGGCGGCGACAUGGCGACACCGAUGCGCAGGCUACUAUGAGCUGGCCGAGAAAAAGCCCAACCCGAGCCCCCUUGGCCCGCAACACCUGCUAGGAUCGUACGCCGUGCAGUCGCACGGCGAGGAAGGAGAAAACUACAACAACCUUUACCACGACGGUAACCUCAACAUCUUCCCAGCUAAGAGCUCCAACGGACUAAAGGCGUCGUUCAACUUUGGGCUAAUCGAAGGGAAUAUGCUGCUCGGCAUGUCGCGUCGGGAGGUUGAGCUACUGAGGGAAGAACAGCCGAAACACAGCGACUCGAGCGAGUCUGAAACUAGAGAUGACGAGCAUUACAGUGGCUGGACUUAGGAUAGAGAACCCGCAAGGGUAGAGUUCUGUCGAGCUUUACUGGCAGCACCUUUUUCGAUGAGCUCGGCAUCAACUCCCGCUAAACCGUGGAGGCUAAACCCGAAGGUUUCGAGCCUGAGGUCGACCCUGAUGCUAAGCCAGAUACAAUGUCUAGGGAAAAGCCAAAAUGGUUCAAGCUUGGAGGUGUUAGGACCAGCCACAUACCCGAACC